AUGAGGGCCAUUGCCUCGGUCUCUCUCCUGGCUCUCGUCGGCGUGGCCCAAGGGUCAAGUGUGUGGUGGAACACCGACGAGAGCUUUACCAGCCCUGACAACACCAAGACGACCUGUUCUGAGCAGCAGCAGGCUGGGUUUGACUGGUCCGACCUGGCUGUCGGAUCCUCCCCGAGCUAUGCAGGCUUUGAGUUCUCGGGCUUCUCCGUGCGCAAUAAUUUCAGCACGGCUUCUGGCGCCAAAUCCAUCGUGGGAACACUCACCAAGGAUACCUCGUCGGCUCCAGAGAUAUCAUCUGCAUCAAAGGACCAAGACUUCUCCGUCAAUGAGUUCCAGCUUGCCACCUCCCGCACUGCUGACAUCCGCAUCGUUUAUGGCAUGGCUGAUGGUACCACCUGCAAUACCUUUGCUUCUGUCUCCGCCAACGGGUCCACUGUCGCCAAUGACCAGUGCGGCGGUGCCACCUCCGUGAGCUUUCUACUGGCUGAAGAGGCGAAUGUCGAUCUUUGCUUGUUGAGUGUGUACAGGAUUGGAUUCGACUGCUCUUCUGGUAAGGCGUCGACAGCAUCCAAUCCUUCCGACACUGCGUCUGGGCUCAAUGCGAGGGCGUACUCCGUGCCGCUCAUUCGAAAGGAUCGGACCACUCCUGCAGCUGUCGUGACUCCUGCCCCAGAGGCGCCGACUAAUAACCUGGCGACUUCGACCUACUAUAUCACCAGUGAAAUCGUGAUCACCAGCUGUGGCCCUUCGGUGACCAAUUGUCCAGCAGAUUCCACCACGGUGAUCACGUCGACGAUCCCCGUGUCUACUGCCGUUCAUUCUGCCACAGAGACCUCUGCAGAUGAGUCUUCGACGGAGGUGCCAGAUGUUACCUCUACCAGCAGCGUGGAGUCUAGCGUCGCUGUCCCUACUGCUACUUCUUCCAUCGUAACUAUCCCCGUUGAUACAUCUUCUGGCACGACUACACCGACCGUCACGCCUUCUAGCAGCGCGGUCCACAGCUUAACGCACUCCAGCGAAGUCGUCCCAACUGUCACACCAUCCAGCAGCACGUCUAGCUUUACGCACUCGAGUAGCGCGCUUUCCAAUACCCUUUCAUCUGGAAGCUCUCCUGUGGAGUUGACCUCUUCUCAGUUGAUCCACACGCCUACGUCCGCACCUGUAAUCACGCCAGGGCCUAGCUCCUCUGCUCCGGCUGCGGACAAAGUCACGGUGAUUACCUGGGCCACGGUGACAAGCUGCCCGGUGACUUCGACGGGUACCGUCAGUGGAACUCUGACCACCUCUGUGGGCACUACUCUUUCUACGGUGACUAUGACUUCAACAUCGACUAUCUGCACCAAAUGCGUUGCCCCAACCAGCGUUCCAUCGGGAGUGGCACCCAUCUCCUCGGGCCCUAUCUCGUCCGGUCCUGUCCCUUCUGCUCCCGUUACUACACCAGGGCCCAGUGUACCUGCAUCAAGCGUGGACAAAACUACAGUGAUCACCUGGGUGACUGUCACAAGCUGCCCGGUCACCUCCACAGGGACUGUCAGCGGCAAGUUGACUACUUCAGUGGGCACGACGCUUUCUACCGUGACCAUGACCUCAACGUCGACCAUUUGCACCAAAUGUAUUGCGCCAACAACUGUUCCGUCGGGCGUGGCGCCCAUCUCCUCGGGUCCUGUCUCGUCUGGUCCUAUACCAUCCGCUCCCGUCACCACACCAAGUGUGCCCGUCUCGAGCGUGGAUAAGACCACGGUGAUCACUUGGGUAACCGUGACCAGCUGCCCGGUCACCUCCACAGGGACUGUAAGCGGCAAACUGACUACGUCAGUGGGCACGACACUAUCUACAGUGACGAUGACCUCAACGUCUACCAUCUGCACCAAAUGCAUCGCCCCUUCUACCACUGUUCCUUCAGGCGUUGCUCCAAUCUCUUCGGGUCCAGUUUCAUCCGCUCCUGCCAAUACUCCUGGCCCAAGCGCGCCCAUCUUGAGUGUAGACAAGACGACCGUUGUCACUUAUGUCACACUGACCACAUGCCCUGUGACAGCAACGGUUUCUGAAGGCGGCUCUGUGAGUACUUCGGUGGGAACGACGGUGUCGACUGUAACGUUGACGUCCACUUCAACUAUUUGUACGAGGUGCAUUGCUCCGACGUCGGUUCCGUCGUCGAUUCCUGCUGUGACUCCGACUUCGCUCUCUACGUCGCUCACAUUGCCUCUUCCGUCUUCUGUGGCGCCUGUUUCAUCUGGUCCUGUUUCUACUGUCACUGGUGUUGUCACUGGGUCUGUCACUGGUUCAGUUACUGGGUCUGCUAUUGGGUCUGCUACUGGCUCGGUCACCAGUUCUACUACCUCUGGUACUGUUACUUCGGCUUCCAUCCCAUCAGGUCCUGUCUCAUCGGGACCCGUUCCAACAGGACCCGCGCCAUCGACUUCUGCCCCAAUCACCCGUGUGGAUAAGACUACUGUUGUCACAUAUACCACAGUGACUACUUGUCCUGUGACAUCGACAGUCUCCGACGGUGGUUCUGUGUCGACGUCGGUUGGAACUACAGUUUCAACCGUCACACUUACUUCAACCUCAACUAUCUGUACCAGGUGCAUUGCGACAACAAUUCCCUCUGGUGUGGCACCUAUCUCCUCCGGUCCGAUCUCAUCGGGCCCAGCUCCGUCAGGCCCCGUCCCAGUCACUAGCGUGGACAAAACUACUGUGGUUACAUAUGUCACUGUCACGACUUGCCCUGUGACCUCGACGGUCUCGGAAGGGGGUUCUGUAAGUACAUCAGUAGGAACUACUGUCUCAACUGUCACACUUACCUCAGUGUCAACCAUCUGCACCAAAUGCAUUGCUACAACAGUCCCAUCCGCUGUGGCUCCCGUCACAUCUGGGCCCGUUGCAUUAACUACUUCAAGUGUGGACAAGACCACAGUCGUCACUAUCACCUCGGUGUCCACCAGCCCUGUGACCACUACGGUCUCGGCCGGCGGAACUGUCUCUACUUCGGUGGGCUCCAGUGAAUCAACAAUCACUAUCACAUCGGUGUCGACCAUCUGCACCAAGUGCAUUGCGCCUACAACAGUUCCCUCUGCUGUGGCUCCUGUUACAUCGGGUGCCAUUUCGUCAACCCUUUCAAGUGUGGACAGGACCACGAUUGUCACAAUAACUUCUGUUGCUACCAGCCCCGUGACAACCACUAUCUCUGCAGGUGGCACUGUAUCUACUUCGGUGGGGUCCACUGAGUCGACUGUAUUUGUCACCUCGACUUCGACCAUCUGCACGAGAUGCAUUGCUCCCACGCCAGUUCCAUCAGGUACUUCACCUAUUUCAUCUGAGUUGCAGAGCACAACCACUGUAGUCACCUGGGAGACUUUGACAACUUGCCCGGUCACCACGGUCAUCACCUCGGGUGGUGUUCCUUUUACCUCGGUUACAAGUACUAUCUCGACGGUGACUCUGACCUCGGUUUCCACCAUCGCAACAUCUGUUGCUGUCAGUGUUCCCUCAGCCCCAGCUUCUGUCGUAACCGGCUCCCCUUCCGUGCCAACAGCCAGUGCUUCCACUGUGACCGUAAUUACUUCAACUGGUGCUCCUUCUGGGCCCACAGGUGUCUUGCCCGUCACUUCUCAAUCUCAGAUUACAACUGGGCCUCCUCCCACCGUGACGUCUCCCAUCUCUUCUGGUGGUCCAUCGGGCCCUACAGGUGUCUCCCCUGUUUCCUCUGAGCUUGAGAGCACGACGACAGUCGUCACUUGGCAAACAUUGACCACCUGCCCAGUGACUACAGUCAUUACUUCAAGUGGUAUUCCAGUCACUUCGGUCACUAGCACAGUCUCAACCGUGGUUUUGACCUCUGUCUCCACGAUCUGCCCCAAAUGCUCGGCCACUCCAACCGCUGUGGCUCCUGUCACGUCUGUUGAGAAGGCAACCACUGUGGUGACAUGGCAGACUGUAACAACAUGUCCCGUCACGACGGUGAUCACCUCUGCUGGACAGCCGAUUACCUCAGUCUCCAGCACUGUGUCCACAAUCACAAUGGUCGCGACAUCAACCAUCGCAAGGACGGUCGUGGUUCCCACCGGAGUUGCCCCCGUUACCGGGGUUUCCUCAUCGGCUCCAUCUGCCUCGUGUCCCAGCGUGGUUCCCAAGUGUAUCAACACCUGGCUCGAACUGGUCCCCAAGUGCACCUCGAACAGCGACACGAGCUGCUACUGCCCCUCGGCAAAAUUCACCAAGAAGGUGAUUGAAUGCAUCCAAGCGUGGGGCUCCUCCUCGACAGAAGUUCAAGCCGGCCUCUCAUGCUUCACUGGACUCUGUGCAGCCUGGGUGCCCCAGAACCCCGGCAUUGUCACAAAUAUCCCGUCCAGCAUUACGCUAGGCCCGACCCCCGCCCCAAGCGGUGUCGCACCCGUCAGCGGUCAAGUCACCCACACUGGAACGAGCGUCAGGCUGACCAGCGGACAUGCUGCUGCUCCCUCAGUUCCCUGCACCACAAUCACCUACUCCACCUGGACAGUGACCGUCCCGCAAGUCGUAUUCACAACUGCCACAGCCAGCUCAAAGACAACGAUCGGUCUGAUCCCCGGGGGCGGUUCCCCAACAUCGACUCGGUUGCCGAACCCCUGGUUCCCAUCUUCUUCAGCCUGGAUCUCCCGCUCAGGCACCCCCACCCCGACCCCGACCCCGUCACCGAGUUACACACCCUUGUGGUCGAAUACCGGUGCAACGCUGGGUGUAUCCUGGACGUGGUGGGUGGCUGUUGUUCUGGCUACGAUCAUCGGCUUGGCCUAG
This is a messenger RNA of Aspergillus fijiensis CBS 313.89, 4776 nucleotides long. Its product is annotated as extracellular serine-threonine rich protein. The coding region runs from base 1 to 4776 and encodes 1591 amino acids. The transcript is spliced from 3 exons. Lineage: Eukaryota; Fungi; Ascomycota; Eurotiomycetes; Eurotiales; Aspergillaceae. The record is from RefSeq and is a predicted model, not a curated record.